This is a messenger RNA of Phyllopteryx taeniolatus (common seadragon), 4763 nucleotides long. Its product is annotated as inactive dipeptidyl peptidase 10. Bases 1046 to 3325 code for a protein of 759 amino acids. The transcript has 25 exons. The record is from RefSeq and is a predicted model, not a curated record. NCBI's taxonomy places the organism in Eukaryota, Metazoa, Chordata, Actinopteri, Syngnathiformes, Syngnathidae. Gene Ontology annotation, molecular function: dipeptidyl-peptidase activity; serine-type peptidase activity. Gene Ontology annotation, biological process: proteolysis.
CACGCUGGCUCGGGAGUGGAACGGGAAGGUGGAGAUCUUCGCUAGUGAUGUAGAAAAGGUCGAAAAAUUUGAAUGACCUGUUUCAGUCCUCUUGGCAGAAAAACAUCUGGAACUUAGGAAUGCAUGGACGACUCUAAGUCAUAUUUCACAUGUUUACUGAGGCACCAUAGAGACAAUAUUACAUCCCAAAUACUAGAAAAAGUUGGUUGGGCAAAAUAUGUCCUCCUUAACUUAACCGAACAUUCUAGUAUGUUUUUGUUAUCAGAAGUUAACAUUGAUUACAUUGUUGGGAUAACACUGCAGCGCUACUUACUUUUUGACUUUGACAAAAUGAUGAUGUUCAGCAGCCGGACUGUUUCAUGAAAGUGUCUCUGGAUCUUUGCCUCGCCUCGCUGGUCAUGUCAUUAGUGGGAAAACAGAAGUGCAGAAUGACUUGCUCACACACAUACAUUUUGAGAUGUAGACGGAUGACAAAAAGAUUACUGGGUUGUUUAAUUUCACACUUGUUGGGUGGGCAGGCUCUCCCGCGACCUUGUAUACAAACUCUGUCAAAAACAAAUUCUGUCAAAUGAUUACCUGGAUAAACCCGUUGGCCACCUAACAAAAAAAUUUCAAGUCAUUUAUUAUUUGAUCGUGAAACUUUACCAUCAAGAAAAUUCAAAUCAAGCACCUAUCCCUAGUAUCUCAGUCAUCAAUAUAGUUUGUUCUUUGGAAUUCCAGCUGGACAGCAGCAUCUCUCAGCUUUCCCAAGCAAUAUCCGAGGGAAUAGUGUUUGAUAAAUCCAGCUUCAUCAAAAUUCCCAACACCACACGUAUCACAUCGUGCUUAAAGCUGCACCACUUUUCCCAUCAGUCAGUUAAGCCAAAUGAAGUGCGCAGUGAUUGAAAGUGAUGACACAGACAAAAAAGCAGCAGAAUUUGAAAGUCUGAUCUCAUAACAAGAAAAGCAUCUUUCAUAUGGACAUGGAUGGUUUCGAAGAAGACUUUCCACUGAGCUGGGGAGUUCAGACGGGCCACCGCGGAACUGGAAGGGCAUCGGGAUCGCUAUGAUGGUGAUCCUGGCGGUCAUGUCGUUGGUCAUUCUCUCCGUCGUCGUCCUCACUCCCGAUGAAUCUCACUUGUUGCGCCGCUCCCUUUUCACCUUGGAGGACCUGGAGAGCGAAGAGUUCAAAGUUCACGACCCCUGUGUGACCUGGCUGACGGAAAACGAAGUGGUUCUGCGCACCAGAGAGGGUUACGUCCUGUCGUUCAGCCUCAACAACAACCUGACGACCACCCUGCUGGACAACACCUCACUGGACCUGACCACCACAAGAUUCCAAGUUUCUGCAGACAAGGGCUUUGUGCUCCUGGCUUACAACAUUAAACCGGUGUUCUCUCAGUCCUUCACAGCCACCUAUGCUAUCUACAGUGUGGCCACUGGGGAUCUGCUGGAGCUUAGGCCACCAUUGAAGGAGAAGGCUGGGUUGCAGUACGCUUCUUGGGGGCCUCAGGGGAACCAGCUGGCCUUUGUGUUUGACGGAGACAUCUACUACAAGUCCAGUGUGACCAGCCAAGCCCUGCGUCUCACAUCCACUGGCAACGAGCACAGGGUGGUGAACGGGCUCUCAGAUUGGACUUACGAGGAGGAGGUGCUUUUGUGUUACUCUGCCCAUUGGUGGUCCAUGGAUGGCGCCCGGAUGGCCUACCUCAGCAUCAACAACUCUGCCACACCCCUUGUGGAAAUACCAAAAUUUUUGGGAGGCCUAUACCCCUCCAAUGUGAUCUUCCCCUAUCCCAAGGCCGGCUCCAAAAUCCCAUCAGUCAGCCUGUUUGUUGUGAACCUGUAUGGCCCAACCCACACGUUGGAGAUGACGCCCCCCGACUCAGUCAGAGCCAGAGAAGGAUACAUUUCCAUGGUGACCUGGACCAGCCGCACGCGCCUGGCGGUUCGUUGGCUGAACCGCGCCCAGAACCAAUCAGUACUUUGUGUGUGCGAGGCCACCACUGGCGCAUGCUCAGAGAAACACAAGACGACAAUGGAUGUUAUGCACAGCCAAUUGCAGCAGGAUGUGCCACUAUUCUCAGAUGAUGGCGACAUGUUCUACGCCAUCCUGCCAGCAAAGCAGGGCGCCCGCGGAGAGUUCAGACAUAUCGCUGCUCUCUCAGCCCAGCCCACCAUUCCCUCCAUCUCUCCUCGCUUUUUGACAUCUGGAAGCUGGGAUGUCAUCUCGCUUUGCACCCUGGACGAGAAGGCUGGAAAGAUCUAUUUCCUCAGUACAGAAGAGUCCAGACAAGGAAGACACCUCUACAGUGUGGAUGUGGAUGGAGCAUUUCAGCGCCAGUGUGUCACCUGUAACCUCUUUGAUGAAUGCCACUUCUUUCAAGCAGAUUUCAGUCCCAAUUGCACCUACUUCACUCUCCGUUGCCUGGGUCCAGGAGUUCCAAAAGUGACAGUCCACAACUUAAAGGACCCCUCCAGAUAUGUUGUCUUGGAGGACAACAUUCCCCUCUCCAAAGCCCUGGAAGUCAAGCAUCUCCCCAACACUCUGUUCAUGACCAUUUCAGCUGGCAACCAUGAUGUGCACCUGAAAUUAUCUUUACCUCAAGGUUACGAGGCUAACCUACACCCUCUGCUUAUCAUUGUAGACAGCCUUCCCGGUAGUCAGUCGGUAACGGAGGAGUUUGCACUUGACUGGCCUCAGGUCCUCUCCAGCUCACACAAUGUAGCGUUGGUUUGGGUGGACGGUCAGAGCGGGGUCGGCCGUGGACAGAAGACUGCCGCCACAGACACACGCAAGCUUGGUUCACUUCAAGUCAAAGAUCAUUUGGAAGUCGUGGAGUUGUUGAUGAAGCUGCCGUAUAUUGACGAUCGCCGCAUGGCUCUCUAUGGCAAGGCAUUUGGUGGACACUUAACUCUCAAAAUGUUAACUGCAACAGAGAAGUUCUUUCAAUGCUCAGCUGCGGUGGCCCCAAUAACGGACUUUAGGCUUUACAGCGCUGCAUUCUCCGAGCGGUAUCUUGGCCUUCCAACAAAGGAGGAGCAUGUUUACUUGACUACCUCCCUGCUGGAGGAGGUCAGCAAACUGAAGGAUGAGAACUUUCUUAUUCUACACGGAACUGCGGAUGCAAGGGUACACUUCCAGCACAGCGCGGAGCUACUGAGCCGACUGGUGAGGGUGGAGGCCAACUACACAUUGCAGCUCUAUCCGGAUGAGGGCCACACGUUGCGGGAACCGCGCAGCAUCCAGCACUUCCAGCGCACGGUAGUCAACUACCUUCAUAACUGCUUCAAGCACAGCAUCCUCGUGGAUACAGUUGAGGAUGAAGAGGAUGAUGAUGACUGAGCCCGGAGCUCUCUGUCCUCGCCUCUGGAAGGACUAUCGUAGGUCUAUAUGCCUUGGUAGUGAGUGUGAUGUAGAGUUCAGGAAUGUGGACCAAACCCUAUCAGCCAAGCAAAUCAUGUCCUACAACUUCUGGAAAAAGGACGAAUUUAACACCUUAUUGCACACACUUGUUUCUGCUGUUCUGUCUGCCUGAGACCCUGUUUGUUUACAAAAUACAGUGGGUAAAGAAAGUGAACACACCCUUGUAUUCUUUUUUUAACCUUUUAACCAAAUUUCACGAAAAAAAAUCAGCAGCAUUUAAAAACGUGGGAAAUUGUGUUACAGUCUGAACUUUCUGGCACAUAUUUGGGAAAAAAACAAAACUGCAUCAUAAGAAGAACCCUAUUUCCAUGGUGGUGUUUUUUUAUUUAUUUAUUUUAAAGCUGGAACUUGAGCGUCAGUCAAGGUGGAGGGACUUAUGAACAAUUCCAAAUACCUUUCAAUUUCGGGCCAAAACCUCCAGAUGUCUGCCAGAAUGCUGAAGCAAACAAUUCAAAUUCUGUGGGUGACCUAAAGGGGGCUGUGCCCUCGCCAUCUGUCACAGUUGGAGUGAUUUUGCCUGAAAGAGUGUGCAAAUAGUCAAGUCAAGACGUGCCGUGCUGAUCGUCUUCUAUCCAAAUAGUCUUAUCGUGCUGUACAUGUUUUAUAUUCUCUCCCUAGCAGACGUUCUAUAUCCACUGUAUAUGUGAGAUGAUGUAGGCUGAUGAUUGUGCCAAAUGUUUACAGGUUUUAAAGUCUACCUAAAGGCUGCAUGAUGUGAAGUAGAUUGCAUUUUCUGUGUUUUGUCAUCAUGGUUCAAAAUAAUAUAAUAAUAAUAUAAAGUAAUAUAAAAGAUUGGAAUUAACAAAAAAAUUAAUUUGAGCAUCAUUCUCUGCAGUGUGAACAUAGCCUUACAUGUUGAGACACACACUUUAUAGGUUCCAUAUUCAGAAUGCUGCAGGGUUAAACUCUAAAAUGAAGCUCACACUUACUGUUAAGUUGAGACAAUUUACUUACAGGCUGGUUGGAAAGUUUCACAUUCCUUUUAAGGUUAAGAGUUAUUGUGAAAGCUAUUUCUUUUUACACCACUUAAAUAGCGCAGAACAUACAGUAUGUGCCAAAAUACAUCUGAUGGACUGCUUUGACUGUGAAUUAAUGUAUUUAAUGAGGCAGCUGUAAUUUGGAUGAAUUAAACAACAAACACUGACUCAAAGACUUGCAGUGGAAGCAGCUCAAAUUCACGUUAUGAACAACAUUUAAAUCUGUCUCUCUUAAUGCAUGGGACAUAACUGAAUUCACUGGCCAAAGACAGUGGUUCAGUCCAUCGAUCUAAACCAUUGCAUGCCCCCGAUUUUCCACAUGAAGCAUUUUGUUUUUCAACAAAACCUUGACAAUUAAAAUGUUGUUUUACAGCAAAAUG